Messenger RNA from Hemicordylus capensis (graceful crag lizard), 4363 nucleotides. Its product is annotated as NXPE family member 3-like. Lineage: Eukaryota; Metazoa; Chordata; Lepidosauria; Squamata; Cordylidae. The coding region runs from base 284 to 1900 and encodes 538 amino acids. The record is from RefSeq and is a predicted model, not a curated record. The transcript is spliced from 7 exons.
CACCAGCACAUGAGCUAGAAGGUCUAUCAUGGCAACAGAAAUAAUCUGUCCAUCAACAUGGGCCUCAUAGAUGUUGUAGCCAAGGGUGAUGUUGGGCAAGAGAUUCUGAUUGACCUCCUGAAUGGCAAACAAGAAUGCCAAGGUGUGGUUCCUCUGUGGGGCUGAGAGUGAAACUUUGUCUUCAAAAGUUCUGCUAUGAUUCCUGUUUUGCAACCCUGUCAGCAUACAGAAGGACGGACAGACAGAGAGCGGAUAGACAGGCAGGCAGGCGAGUGGACAGGAAAUGAUGAUGUUUCAGGGUCGCAGACUAUUGCUUUUUCUCUGGUUUGGGCUGAUAUUCACAGCCGGGGUGAUCUACCAGUUCCUCUCUAUUGGCCAGCCGAAGAUCAGGUUUGUGCCUCCACCUCCUAGGAAAUACAACAGGAGCCAGAUGCCUUCUAUGGAGGCCAUUGAACUGCAGAAGCUGCUCCAACUACUGGAGUGGCCAGUUCCACCAGAGGAUUCUGUGCCCUUCGCUUCCUCUACAAGCCCAGAGAAGAGCUUUUACCAGCUCUUUCAGUCCUGGCACAACUACACAGUUGGAGAAACACUGCUGGUGCGGCUGGAGGCCCAUGACCAUAGUGGGCAGGUCAAGCGCUAUGGUGGGGACUUUUUCAGGGCCAAAGUGCACUCCCCAGAGUUGAAGGCGGGUGCAGCUGGGAGGGUACAGGACCACCACAAUGGCACCUACACUCUGGCUUUCCCCCUUCUGUGGGCUGGUGCAGUGCAGGUGUCUGUGCGCCUUAUCCACUCCAGUGAAGCUGUAGCCAUCCUUAAACGCACCCGCCACUCCAAGCCCUCCACAGUAUCCUUCUUCAGCUACUUUGGGGGUCCAAGCCAGUCGGACAAAGAAGAGAAGACUGAAUGCAAUGUGCACCCGAGCCCAGGUCCAACCUGCCAGUACACAGAUCCUGGGACUGGGGAACACUGGUUCUGUUCUCAGCCCCAGCACCACCCUUGCAGUGCCCUCACGCAUCACUCAGCUGGCCACUACAAGCAAGUGCUCACUCCAGAGGAGAGCGUCUUCCUUGGUGGGGCUGUCACAGACCGGGCUGUUCCAGGAAAGGUGCCCAUCAUCCAGGUGCUGCCUGCCCCCCAGCUGGAUGCAGUGACAUCCCCACCACCUCCUCCAUGCCGUCCAGGCCUGGCCCCCAUCAGCCCAUCCGGCUUCUACUAUAAAGAUGUGUGGAUGCCCCUGGGCUGCUCCAGCCGCACUUUCCCGAAAGCCAACUUGGCACUGGGCUGCCUGUGGGGCAAGAUUGUCCACAUGUUUGGAGAUUCCACCUUGUGCCAGUGGUGGGAGUUCUUGGUGGACUUCAUCCCUUCACUCAAGCGCAUAGAUCUCCAUGUGUCAUAUAAGUCAGGUCCACUGCUGGCUGUAGAGCCUGCACAGGGCCUGGUGCUGGGAUGGCGCGCCCAUGGCCUUCCUCUGCGUACUGAAAAGACCAAGAUGGCAGACCUGCAUUACUUGGCCAAUGAGCUGGAUGCACUUGGUGGUGGCCCCGACGUGGUCGUGGUCUUCACACUCUGGGCCCACUUCACCACCUUCCCAGUGGAGUACUAUGUGCAGCGGCUGCGCAGGGUUCGGCAGGCUGUGGUGCAGCUCCUGAGCCGUGGUCCCCGCACCACGGUCGUCAUCAAGACAGCGAACACAGGAUACAAGACUAUCUAUGGCAGCGACUGGCUCUCCAUGCAGCUGGACAGCAUCCUUCGUGCCAUGUUUGCUGAUGUGCCAGUGGUUAUGGUCGAUGCCUGGGCCAUGACCUCCUGCCACUACCUGCCUGACAACAUCCAUCCUGGCAAAGUGAUAGUGCAGAAUGAGAUCAACGCCUUCCUCUCUUUCAUCUGCCCAGGAAGCUGACCAAAAGGGAAGGCACUGUGGCUAAUAGUUGGUGGUGAAGGAAAUAUGUGUUUGAAAACUGGCUUUCUUUGUAAAGCAAGUGGAGAGUUCUGCAGCCUGAAGCAGGAAUCUUUAGAGACCGUUCAGAAAGUGUGAAGCUGCUUUGUCCCCUGCUUACAAAUCUGACAUAGCUCUUUGUGAUGCCUUCCUCAUUAAAGAAAAGUAGGGAUAUGCACAAAACGGAUUUUGCUUUCCAUCCUGAGCUCAGAAUGGAACACAACAUUUCCAGAUCGAUCCAUUGGAACAACCAACUGAGCCAGUUGUUCUGACAGAAUGAGCCCAUUCCAACUCAAAACGUUCUGAGAGCCAUUUUUAAAUCCAAAAUGUCUCUCUUCUUGACUCUGUGCACGUGCAGCGGCCAUUUGUGUGGUGGUGCAGACUAUGCAAACGGCUGUCAUCCAUAUGCAGAGGCCAGAAUAAUGCCGUUUUGGAUUUUAAAAUGACUCUUGGAACAUUCCUAGUCAGAUCAGGUUCAUUUCAUUUCCAGCUUGGAACAGGCCCUUCAUUUGAAAGGCAUUCUGUUCCAAGCUCAGAACAUGCAAAACAGCCUGUUUCAAGUCAAAACGUUCCUCCCAUGGAGCUUGCUUUAUAUCCCUAGGAAGAAGCUAUAUAUGCCGUGGGAGGUGUCAAACUCUGAAACAAUCUGUUAUGGGGCUGGAUGCAAUAAGAAUGGCUAACAUGGAUAGCUACCAAAAAAGUAUAUUAUUUUAUGACUGUUUUAGAAGCUGAAGCUGUUGCUUAUAUAGCUUCUGUUGUCUGAGUCUUAGGUGAGAUUGGUCUACAAUGUGUCUAGAUAUAUCUGGAGGUGAGAAGACAGUGGAUAUGUCCAUUGAAUAUAGAGUGGCUAUUUGGAUGGUGGUGGGAAGUAGAAGAGGUAACGUUGGCAGGUCAGCAGGCAAGGGAAAUCAGAAUUCUAAUAGCCAUUUCCCCUUCUGGCUGUUUGUAAGCUCUUUGACCUUGGGAAGCAAAGUCAACUAACCACAGCACCUCACCUGUUAGAGGUUGUUGAUUUUUACCCACAAUAGGUAAAACAGCAGAGCACUAAGGAAUGAGCACACACUCCAGGUACAGAGUAGGUAGCAGAGGAUGGUUCGGACAUUGCAGCUAUUUAAAGAAAACACAUGAAGAUCCUUGUAUGACUAAACAGUAAAUAUUUAUUGGUUAAAUACACUUAGAUAGGAAAGACCUAUCUCUAAUCUAAAGGACUACAUAGUGGAUAGGUAAGGAGAGAGAGAGAGAGAUGUUUCCAUCUGCUCUCUAGGAGGAAAGGAAGGAUUGUGACUCAGCACAGGAAGUGCUGCAGAGUCAGUUCAGGGGUCAUAGAGUAGGGACAGAUAGGGAGACCCUAACUCACUGUCUCUACUCCCAAUGCCCCAGUGGUCAUUAGGACAGUUGGCGCAAAAGGUCGAUGCACUGGAAGUUCAUCUCCAACAUCACCUUGCUCCUUUGUAAUGCCAGGUUGGUCCACAAUAAACCUGAAAUAAUCUGUGAUCUAAUUACAGAUGGAGGGGCUGACCUGGUAUGUAUUACAGAGACCUGGUGGGUGGGGGGAGGCUGAUGACCUAGUCUGGUCCCAGCUUGUCCCUCCAGGGUCCUCUGAUGAUGAGCAAGUGAGAGGAUAUUGGCAGGGAGGUGGAGUGGCUGUGGUCUAUAUAAAUAAUAUCUCCCCUACCGGGAGAUCAAGUCAGAUGUCCACAGAAGUGCUCUCAGGAACGGGCCGUGGGGAUCUGGCCUGGUCCUCCACCCCCUGGCGAUGGGCCUCCAAACGCUUCCCCCUCGAUAGGUAGGGCCAGGGGCGUAGCUAGUGGAGAGGGGACCUGUGUUCAUCCCUCUCUCGGGCGGCCCCCCCAGAGUGAGGGAGACAAUGAAGAAAAUAGGGAAGGAUGGAGCUGGGGGCCCAAAUUCUUUGAACCCUUUUGUUCAAUUAUAGCUACGCCCCUGGGUAGGGCUGCCGGCAGUGGCCAACUGUGAAGGCUGCCGCUGCUGCAGUAGUAUGUGGACAGCCUGAGGCCGGGAAGGGGCCUCAGUGGGGAUGAGACCACACCUCUGCUAGCAGCUCUGCUGUGUAUGUGCUCCACUCCGCCAGCCCUGUGGGCAGGGCAGGGGCCUCAGUGCAGCGGAGAUCCUGGCUGCUGCUUAGGGGCUCCAGCCCCUCUCUCUGCCUGCCUCAUGCAGCCAACCACGUGACACAGGAAUGCUGCUGCAGGUGCUAUGACCACGGAGGGAGCAGGAGCAGUGGCGACGCCAGCAGGGCAAUGAGCGAGUGUGUUGAAGAGCGGCUAGAGAGCUGGGGAAGGAGCCAACCGUCAAGGGCACAGGCACUCUCGGCUCUCCACUAAAGCAGGGCACUGGGCAGCUGCCUCCACACUCGAGUGAGCAACACAACAGCCCAACAACCGGCUGAGUCGGUCAUUAAACUAGUAA